AAGUCUGCGCCGCGCUCCUGCGUGUGUGAGGAAAGCGCUUUAGAUGUGAUUUUGCUGCACACGUUUGUGUCUUUUAGCAUUUAAUUCGUUUAAAUCAUCGUUAACCGCUUGGGGAAUUUAGUGUUUAAAUGUUUAAAGUAAAAAAAAAAAAACUUCGUGAUGAAUUAAUUAAUAAACGACUAAAUGUUACAUUUAUUUAACAUUAACAAGCAUUAUUUUGUGGCUACUUCACACCACCCCAUGAGUAACAGAAAAGGUGCGUCUCUUUUCUCUCCGUAAAUUAUUAAUCAGUUGGAAAAAAAAAGAAUUAUGAUACAGAGAAGUUUCUGGGGAAGCAAGUGAGAUCCAGAUGAAUUUCUAAAGAUGGCUUUAGUUAAGGAGGAGAACGAAGACAUUACAAUUGAAGAGGCAUUUAAAGUGAAACAAGAAGAAACGGAGGAACAAACAGGUCUGAUUUUAUUAAAAAAGGAAGCUCCAGAACUCAAUGGAAGGGAAGUGAAAGAUGAGAAACAUCACAAUCUCACAAAUGAAGAAACACAUUUUAGUUGCUCACAGACUGAAAAGACUUCCACACAAAAAACAGCUGAAAAGACCGGGUCUAGAAGCUAUUUCUCCUGCCAAGAGUGUGGAAAGAGUUUCAGUCAACAUAGAAACCUUGAAAUCCACAUGAGACUUCACACUGGAGAGAAACCUUUCAGCUGCCAAGAGUGUGGGAAGAAAUUCACUCAAAAAGGAAGCCUUAAAGUCCACAUGAGGAUUCACACCGGAGAGAGGCCUUACAUGUGCCUUCAGUGUGGAAAGAGUUUUACACACAGAGGAACCCUUAAUGCUCAUAUGAGAACUCAUCCUGGAAAAAACCCUUUCAGUUGCACAGUCUGUGAAAAGAGCUUUUCGCGAAAAGAGAGCCUUAAGACUCACAUGAGGAUUCACACUGGAGAGAGGCCGUUCGUAUGUGGCCAGUGUGGAAAGAGCUUCAGAUGUAAAAUAAGCCUUAAUUAUCACAUGAGGAUUCACUCGAGAGAGCACAGUUUUAAAUGUUAUCAGUGUGGAAUGAGUUUUACUGAUAAGAAUCACCUUAAGAAUCAUGUAAUAACUCACAGCGAAGGUAAGCCGUUCAUGUGCCAUCACUGUGGAAAGAAUUGCUCGAACAAAACAAGCCUUGAGGUUCACACAAGGGUUCACACUGGAGAGAGGCCUUUCACCUGCCCUCAGUGCGGGAAGAGUUUCACAGUUAAAGGAAACCUUCAGACUCACAUUCGGGUUCACACUGGAGAGAAACCAUUCACGUGUCCUCAGUGUGAGAGGAGAUUCACAUAUCAAAAGGACCUGAAGCGUCAUAUGCAGUCUCUUUCUUGCAAGAAACUGCAGAGUCCAGAGUGUGAAAAGAGGUUAAAACAAUGUAGCAAUUUUAAAAAUGAUCUGCAUAUUCACUCUGGAGGAAGGCAAUUUAAGUGUGAUCUUUGUAAUAAGAACUUUAUUUUGCCAUCACACUUAAAGAUGCACAUGAAAAGUCAUGGAUUUGUGAGACCGUAUUUUUGUUCUUUGUGUGGAAAAGGUUUUAAAUGGCUCGGCAGUUUGAAGUGGCACCAAAAAAUAUGCGUCUGUGCAAAAUUAAUUUUGAUUGUAUAGAGGCGUUGUUUAGAUUAUUGAUUCAGUUAAAUACCUCAGAAAAACACUAGAUGAACUCCCAUUUUGCUACAGAAUGCCACAUUGUAAAUUUACAUUUUUUAAAUAAAAUACAAGACACUUGAAAA
This is a messenger RNA of Carassius auratus (goldfish), 1754 nucleotides long. RefSeq names its product gastrula zinc finger protein XlCGF52.1-like. The transcript is spliced from 3 exons. The coding region runs from base 364 to 1629 and encodes 421 amino acids. NCBI's taxonomy places the organism in Eukaryota, Metazoa, Chordata, Actinopteri, Cypriniformes, Cyprinidae. Gene Ontology annotation, cellular component: nucleus. Gene Ontology annotation, biological process: regulation of gene expression. The record is from RefSeq and is a predicted model, not a curated record.